AUGCACUCUCGCAAGAAAAAAAAAACCUCUCUAGCAGUACAUAACAAUUGAGCAUGUGCAGAGUGUCUCUACACGAUAUGUCUUAUCAGGAGAUAAGAGGGGAGCACUGGAAGAAGGGGAGGAUCAGAGAAGACAGGAUCAAACAGUCUUUUUACACAAUGCAGAGUAUUAACCCCUUAGAUUCCACAGUGAGUAUAACAAGCACACUCUAGUGCCAGGGGCGGACUGACAACUCAUGGGGCCCCGGGCAAUAGGGGAUCAUGGGGCCCCUUUGUCCUUGCCCAAACUCAAAAAAGCCUAU
This is a messenger RNA of Staurois parvus, 301 nucleotides long. NCBI's taxonomy places the organism in Eukaryota, Metazoa, Chordata, Amphibia, Anura, Ranidae. The record is from the annotation of a GenBank genome assembly.